AUGGGGCUGCAAAGGUGCGGCAAGAGUUGUAGACUGAGGUGGAUAAACUACCUAAGGCCCGAUCUCAAGAGAGGCAAUUUCACUCCACAAGAAGCUUCCAUCAUCAUCGAGCUCCAUCGGGUCCUAGGCAACAGGUGGGCUCAGAUUGCGAGGCACCUGCCCGGAAGGACUGACAACGAGGUGAAGAACUUUUGGAACUCCAAUAUCAAGAGAAAGCUUAUGGCCCAUCAGAGCUUGGGCCCUUCGGAUCUCAGGCCCGCUAAUAGUAGCCUGCUCAUGUCCAACACAGCGAACUUCCAGAAUCCCCAAUUGGCCCACAACCAGCUGAACCCUAAUCCGCAAAUCACCCAAUUUUACGCGGUGGAAGCGGCGGCGGCUCCGCCGGGGGCGACACUCAAUGGACUCGGCCGCCCAUACCCCACGGUGCAGGCGAGCUACAAUGUCUCCCUCAUGCCGCCGCCGUCGAUUCGAGUGCCGGCGGCGGUCCCCGAACUCCCGCCGCUUCCGCUUUCGUGCGGCAACGGUCCGGCGGCAGCGGAUCUGGGCGGCGGGGGAGUCGGGUUCGGGUUGGAAUCGUUCGAUUACGAUCUGGAGGAAGCGGAGAUUUUGGAUGCGUUGGCGCCGGAUUUCGCUGAGAUGGAGAAGGUGAUGGAGGGGAUGUUUCCGGAUUCAUCUCCGCCGUCCUCAGCCGCAGGCGGCGGAGACGGAAACGUCGGAGGACAGAUGAUGUUCGAUCCGGUAAUCUCCGAGCCGCUGCACCCCACCCACAUCAGAAACAUAGCAUCUCUGAUGGAGUCCUUCGCGUCGGAGGCUGGCGGCGGAAUCUCCGGCUGGGAGCCAGCUGGGUCAUUCCUGCCGGCCCAGCUGCUGUGCAGUGGGCCCAUUAAUGGGAGCCCAAGUCUUACAGCUGGGGACUGGGUCCCACUGCCAUGA
Molecule: messenger RNA, 933 nt
Organism: Striga asiatica
Lineage: Eukaryota; Viridiplantae; Streptophyta; Magnoliopsida; Lamiales; Orobanchaceae
Source: the annotation of a GenBank genome assembly